GCUCUGUCGGAUGAGGCGUAUCGAUCUCUGCGGGACCAAGACAAAGAUCAGUGUAUACUAAUCACCGGAGAGAGCGGAGCUGGGAAAACAGAAGCCAGCAAGCUCGUCAUGUCUUAUGUAGCCGCCGUUUGUGGCAAGGGAGCAGAAGUGAACCAAGUGAAAGAACAGCUUUUGCAAUCGAAUCCCGUGCUUGAAGCUUUCGGAAAUGCCAAAACUGUAAGGAACGACAACUCCUCUAGAUUUGGGAAGUAUAUGGACAUCGAGUUCGAUUUCAAAGGCGAUCCUCUUGGUGGAGUAAUAAGCAAUUAUCUGUUGGAGAAAUCCCGUGUUGUCAAGCAACCGAGAGGUGAAAGAAAUUUUCACAUUUUCUAUCAAAUUUUGUCGGGAGGAUCCGAAGAUAUGCUUCAAAAACUGAAGCUGGAGCGAGAUUUCAGCCAAUACAACUACCUGAGCCUGGACUCUGCAAAAGUGAAUGGGGUGGACGAUGCGACCAACUUCAGAACCGUUAGGAAUGCAAUGCAGAUUGUGGGAUUCAUGGACCACGAAACACAGUCAAUUUUUGAAGUGGUUGCCGCCAUCUUGAAAUUGGGAAAUAUCGAGUUCAAGCCGGAAUCCCGAGUGAAUGGCUUGGAUGAAAGUAAAAUCAAGGACAAAAACGAACUCAAAGAAAUAUGUGAGCUGACGGGCAUCGAUCAGUCAGUGCUGGAAAGGGCCUUCAGCUUCCGAACGGUCGAAGCCAAGCAGGAGAAAGUCUCUACAACCCUAAACGUGGCUCAGGGUGAUACAUAA
This is a messenger RNA of Sphaerodactylus townsendi, 789 nucleotides long. RefSeq names its product unconventional myosin-Ib-like. Bases 109 to 789 code for a protein of 226 amino acids. Lineage: Eukaryota; Metazoa; Chordata; Lepidosauria; Squamata; Sphaerodactylidae. Gene Ontology annotation, biological process: actin filament organization; vesicle transport along actin filament. The transcript is spliced from 9 exons. The record is from RefSeq and is a predicted model, not a curated record. Gene Ontology annotation, molecular function: microfilament motor activity; ATP binding; actin filament binding. Gene Ontology annotation, cellular component: cytoplasm; vesicle; actin cytoskeleton.